Hyaloscypha bicolor E is the source of this 1712-nucleotide messenger RNA. Its product is annotated as allantoate permease. Bases 1 to 1635 code for a protein of 544 amino acids. Gene Ontology annotation, cellular component: membrane. The record is from RefSeq and is a predicted model, not a curated record. The transcript has 6 exons. NCBI's taxonomy places the organism in Eukaryota, Fungi, Ascomycota, Leotiomycetes, Helotiales, Hyaloscyphaceae. Gene Ontology annotation, molecular function: transmembrane transporter activity. Gene Ontology annotation, biological process: transmembrane transport.
AUGGACUCCAAGACAGACCCCGAGUCAGCCCAACAGGCUACUAUCGAAACCGUCGAGGACCCUUCCAAGUACAAUGGCUUCAACGGAGAACGCCAUGCCGGCAAGGACCGCGCUGCUGAGCUCCUCGGAAACAGCAGCGAGCGUGUUGUCGUCUCGGAAGUAGACAACAAACGGAUUCUCCGCAGGAUCGAUCUCGCUAUUCUCCCAGUUAUGCUGGGGGUCUACUUCCUUCAGCAACUCGACAAGUCCACUCUAUCAUACGCAAGUGUGUUUGGUCUCAUCGCAGAUGCCCACCUCGGAGGCCAAGACUACUCCUGGCUAGGAUCCAUCGUCUACAUUGCCCAACUUGUCAUGCAACCAGUUAUUGCCUACUUCUUGGUGAAGCUCCCAACAGGCAAAUUUGCUGCCUGUAUGGUACUCUGCUGGGGCAUAGUGUUGAGUUGCAUGGCUGUGGCGAAGAACUUCAAAGGGUUGCUUGCUACGCGAUUCUUCCUCGGCUGCUUCGAAGCUUCCGUUGCCCCAACCUUCAUUGCCAUUACGCAAAUGUGGUGGAGACGUAGUGAACAGACGUACCGAAACGCUUCGUGGUAUGCCAUGAACGGUGUGACCAAUAUGGUUGGAAGUCUUCUCGCAUACGGCUUAGGUCAUAUCCACUCGGAAAAGCUACAUUCUUACCAGAUCAUUUUCCUUGCCUGCGGGCUCCUCACCGUCGUCUUCUCGGUUCUUGUCUUCCUCUUCCUGCCAGACUCCCCUGUCGAUGCCAAAUUCCUUAAUGACCAUGACAAGGUCCUCGCCGUAGAGCGUCUCAGAGAUAAUCAAAUGGGUGUUGUGUCAACCGAAUGGAAGUGGGAACAUGUGACCGAGAGUCUACUUGACAUCAAGACCUGGUGUUGGUUCGCACUUAUCUUCUCCAUCUCAAUCCCCAGCGGAGGUAUCACAACCUUCGGACCCUUGAUCGUCAACUCGUUUGGCUUCAACCCCUUCAACACGAUCCUUCUCAACAUCCCCUUCGGAGCAGUUCAAAUUGUUGCUACCAUGGGAGGCGCUGCUUUCGCCACUUGGACGAAGCGUAAGGGACCAGCCCUUGCCCUGCUCUGUAUCCCCCCUAUCAUCGGCAUCGUCAUGUUGUUGUGCAUCAAGCACACGACUAGAAACCGCGGUCCCCUCCUCGUCGGAUACUACCUGAUCUCUUUCUACCCCGGCAUCUCCCCCCUCAUCUACUCCUGGUCCUCCCAAAACACCGCAGGCGAAACAAAAAAGAAGACUACAACGGCCAUCCUCUUCAUUGGCCAGUCCGCGGGCAACAUAAUCGGCCCGCACCUCUACACCACAGCCGAGAAGCCGCUCUACCGCCGCGGCCUGAUCUCCAACCUCGUUCUCUUUGUCGUUCUCAUCAUCAUCGUCACCUUCACCACCCUCUACCUCAUGUUCCUCAACAAGUGCCACGCAUCACGCAGGGUAGCGCUCGGAAAGAGCGAGGUUAUCGCUGACAGGAGUAUGAUGAAUAGUCAAGAGAGGGCGAUCAGUGAUCAGGUUGAUGAGGCGAACGGGGAGGGGGCCUGGGCGAGUGGGGGCGAGAAGGCCUUUGAUGAUAUUGCGGAUUUAAAAAACGAAGACUUUAUUUUUGUCUACUAGGACAUGUUGAUAAAUAAAUGUAUGUAUGUAUCUCUCUGUUUUGGGAUAUGCUGUGAAUUAAAAAGCGGGCAAGCGCG